This is a messenger RNA of Boeremia exigua, 1609 nucleotides long. RefSeq lists its product as uncharacterized. Lineage: Eukaryota; Fungi; Ascomycota; Dothideomycetes; Pleosporales; Didymellaceae. The record is from RefSeq and is a predicted model, not a curated record. The transcript has a single exon. Bases 257 to 1543 code for a protein of 428 amino acids.
CUCCUGUUUCGGAUGGGUUUUGGACAGUCGAGUUGUUAUCUUAACCCUUUCCGCACACUGGCCUCCUGUUCAUGCCCAGCAUUCGAUCGAUCUAUUGUCAUGGCUUCAUCCUACAAGAAAUGUUACUGAUACUUUGCAGAAUAGCUCGAUAGCAACUUCAGACCACACAGUCACUACAAACCACACAAUCGUCUAGCCGGUCUAGCGAUUACAAGAAAUAUCCAACUCUUCAAUUUCCCCACACACAAACAACAAUAUGUUCUCCAAGGCUACUGUGCUUCUGGCACUUGCUGCCAGUGCUUCCGCGCACAUGACCCUCAACUACCCCGUCCCGUACGGCAAGGCUACACUCAACAGCUCUCCCCUUGUCCCUGGUGACUGGCCCUGCAAGCAGCGCACUGGUGUCUACGAGGUCAGCGAGAUGAACCAGUGGAAUGCUGGUGAGACCAAGGAAAUUUCUUUCACAGGCUCUGCAGUUCACGGUGGUGGCUCAUGCCAAUUCUCCCUGACAACCGACUCUGAGCCUACAGAAGCCUCUCAGUGGAAGGUCAUUCACAGCGUCGUCGGAGGCUGCCCCUCCAAUGUGUCAGGAAACCUUCCGGACAACGAGAAGGGCAGCGGUGCUGCUAUCUUCCCUGUGACCAUGCCCGAGUCCGUCCCCGACGGCCUGUACACAUUUGCGUGGACCUGGUUGAACAAGGUGGGCAACCGUGAGUUCUACAUGAACUGCGCUCCUGUACAGGUUGGUGCCGAAGGUGCUACUGCCUCCUCCGCCAACGCUGGUGCUGCUCUUGCUGCCCUGCCAGACAUGUUCGUCGCCAACCUUCCCGACACUUCUUGCACGACAAAGGAGAACGAAGACUUCAACUACCCCGAACCUGGCCAGUCUCUUGUCGAUGGUGCCAGUGCCGAUCUCGGCGACACUCUCUCCGGUGCGGGUUGCGCAGCUAUGACCAAAAUGGGUGCUGGCAGCGGAUCAGGUACACCAACUCAGGCUCCUGGAGCCGGGUCGUCUGCGCCCGCUGCUACCCAGCCCGCUGCCUCUGCGCCUGUUGCCUCUGCGCCUGUUGCCUCUGCGCCUGUUGCCUCUGCCCCAGUCGCCUCUGCCCCAGCCGCCUCUGCUCCAGCCGCCUCUCCUCCGGCUGUCUCUGCUCCUGGUUACUCUGCCGCUCCCGUCGCUUCGGCAUCGCCUGUGGUCUCUGUUCCUGGUAUCUUCGCCCCCGGUGCCUCCUCCGCGCCGGCUGCUUCUGCACCCGCCGCCACUCCAGCCCCUGUGGCUUCUGCAGCUCCUGCCCCACCUGCCGCCUCUGCCGCACCCGUUUCUCCUCCUACUGGCGGCGACUGCACUCCAUGCACCAACGACGGUGCUGUUGUCUGCAUCGGCACCAGCUCUUUCGGCCUUUGCAACCGUGGCUGUGCCGUUGCUCAGCAGCUCGCUGCUGGUAUGGCUUGCACGGACGGUAGCAUCGUUGCUGCUGCCAAGCGCUCUUUCCCUCGCGCACACCUUCACAAGCGUCACGGCGCAGGCCUCCGUCUUCGUUAAAUGCGAAGCACCUCAUCGCCUGACGAUUGUCUUUUUCAUACAAGGGUUUACGGUGUGAUGGUCACG